Messenger RNA from Effrenium voratum, 1149 nucleotides. The record is from the annotation of a GenBank genome assembly. Lineage: Eukaryota; Dinophyceae; Suessiales; Symbiodiniaceae.
AUGAGCAAAAGUGGGAGCAGCAGGUGGGUCGUUUUGGCGGGCCCAAUGCCGUCCAGGGGAUACCAGCCGCUGCUUUACGUGGAGACCUGGGGGUGGCUUUCCAGAUACCUGCCCCGUCUCCCUGCCCUGCUUCUGAAUGGGCCCAAGUUCCAGGCUCCAUUCAGCGAGUUGCUGCGGGAAGCUCGUGUGGAAGAUCCAUUCCUGAGGAACUGGAUCGAUUACCUUUGCUUCGUGCUGCAGGCGUUGGCAGCUGACGAGCAUCCUUCAGCUCCAGUAGCCUACAUGGUCUCAGACAUGUACACGUCUGGGGCCGUUCUCGACUACCCCAAAGGUGGCAUGGGGGCCUUGGUGGACGCCCUUGUGCGCGGGUUGGAGAAGCAUGGGGGUCGCAUCCGUUAUGGCAGUCAUGUCGACAGUGUCAUGGUCGACGGCCGAGCCAAAGGAGUUCGCUUGAAAAAUGGCCAGGAGAUCCGUGCACGGGAGGCCGUGGUGAGCAAUGCCAGCGUUUGGGACACAGCACGGCUGCUGCCAGAGUCCACCUGGUCUGCACCGAUGCCUAAAGAGUGCGGGUCCUUCAUGCACCUGCACCUGGGCUUGAGGGCAGAGGGACUUCCCACAGACAUGCCCUUGCACUACAGCGUCAUUCGCGACUGGAAGGAGCCCAUCGAUGCCACGGGCAACGUGGUGAUCAUUAGCGUGCCCAGUGUGGUAAACCCAGAUCUUGCCCCACCGGGCAGACACUGCCUUCAUGCUUACCUGGCGGCCACCGAGCCCUGGGAGCUUUGGCAGAGCCUUGACCGCCGCAGCCCCGAGUACGCGGAGCUGAAGCGGCGAAGGGCGGAGCCCCUCUUCGAGGCGGUGGAGCGAGCUGUGCCUGGAGCACGUGAGCGAAUUGACGUGGAGCUGAUUGGAUCGCCUUUGACCCACGCCAGGUUCAACCGGAGGCACGCGGGCACCUAUGGGCCUUUGAUGCCAAGCGAUGCUGGCAUGCUGCCCGGCCCGUCGACCCCGGUGGAGGGCCUGUUUUGCUGUGGCGACAGCACCUUCCCAGGCAUCGGAGUACCGGCUGCGAGCGGCUUUUCUGCUGCCAACGCACUGCUGUCGGUUGAGAAGCACUUGGAGGCUCUGGACGCAAUGCGGAUCCCGUAA